AUGGGGAAACAAAUUCUACAACUUGAACUAACGAACUUAAGCUUCUUGGUGACCGAAGAAGAACUUAAAGAGGCCUUUUCAAAAUGCGAUAACCUUACAGAUAUCAAAAUUCACAAAAACUCCGUUGGAUUAUCGAAAGGAAGAGGAACAAUUAAAUUUUCCAAAAUCAGUUCAGCAAAACAAGCUCUGAAUACGGUAAAUAAUCUAAAAUUAAAAGGAAGACAAGUAAAAGGUAAUUUAUUUGUUAUUCAAAAACCACAACCUCCUAAAUCAACAUCAACUGCUAAUCUAAAUGCUCAAAAUCUACCUCCUCCGAUGUUAAGGCCGUCACCUCCUCCACAAAACCAGUCUAGAAUUUCUCCACCUCCAUUACCAUCUCAGCAGAGGUUCCCACGCGAAAGAUCGAGAUCUCCUUUGUAUCAAAUGUUAGAUGACAGAGUUAGAGGUGACUCCCCACGUAGACGCGAAAGAGAUUACAGAGACCCAUAUCGUAGGGAGAUUGAUGAUAGAGAUUUUCGAGAUAGAGAUGACCGCCUAAGGCCAUCAAGAGAUAGAGAUGAUGAUCGUGAUAGGCGUCAUGAUAGAAGAUAA
Molecule: messenger RNA, 591 nt
Organism: Trichomonas vaginalis G3
Lineage: Eukaryota; Parabasalia; Trichomonadida; Trichomonadidae
Product: RRM SF domain-containing protein
Exons: 1
Coding region: 1-591 (196 amino acids)
Biological process (GO): mRNA splicing, via spliceosome
Cellular component (GO): ASAP complex; cytoplasm; nucleoplasm
Molecular function (GO): RNA binding
Source: RefSeq, a predicted model, not a curated record